CUCGUUCUGGGUCAAAGAAUUAAACGCUGAUUGCUUGAAUUCCCUCUACUCUCUUUGACGCAUCCAUUACUUACUUUCUCCCUACUCUGACACAUUACACAACAAUGGCCAGCACAGCAAUCGGAUUGCAGCUCGCAAAGCGUGCCAUAAUGACCAACCCUAUGCUUCACUCACAAAGGGCCAUGUCCACCGCUGUCACGAGAGAUAUCGACCAAAUCAAAGACGUUGCCGUUCAACCCAACAACAGUGCAGAAUAUGUCUUGUCGACGGUGGAUCGUGUCGUCAACUGGGCUCGCAAAGGUUCCAUUUGGCCCAUGACCUUUGGUUUGGCUUGCUGCGCUGUGGAAAUGAUGCAUUGUUCGACUCCUCGUUAUGAUCAGGAUCGUAUUGGUAUUGUUUUCCGUGCUUCUCCUCGUCAAUCCGAUGUCAUGAUUGUCGCCGGUACUUUGACCAACAAAAUGGCCCCUGCAUUGCGCAAAGUGUACGAUCAGAUGCCUGAACCUCGCUGGGUGAUUUCAAUGGGUAGCUGUGCCAACGGUGGUGGUUACUAUCACUAUUCUUACUCUGUGGUUCGCGGUUGUGAUCGCAUUGUUCCCGUUGAUAUUUAUGUUCCUGGAUGCCCCCCUACCGCCGAAGCUCUUUUGUACGGUAUCUUCCAAUUGCAAAAGAAGAUGACAAGAACCAAGAUCACCCAGCUUUGGUACCGAAAGUAAGCCGGUCUCACUUCCAAGAGGAGAUUCAAUAGAAUAUGUAAAAAAAGCAGAAUAAAAAAAAUCGACGCUAAAAUUUGAAGCUCAA
Molecule: messenger RNA, 798 nt
Organism: Radiomyces spectabilis
Lineage: Eukaryota; Fungi; Mucoromycota; Mucoromycetes; Mucorales; Radiomycetaceae
Product: NADH-ubiquinone oxidoreductase
Exons: 6
Coding region: 105-713 (202 amino acids)
Biological process (GO): mitochondrial respiratory chain complex I assembly; aerobic respiration; electron transport coupled proton transport
Molecular function (GO): quinone binding; 4 iron, 4 sulfur cluster binding; NADH dehydrogenase (ubiquinone) activity
Source: RefSeq, a predicted model, not a curated record